GUAUUCAUUCAAUCAUUCAUCAAAUCCGAAUCCAACAACAAAUGAACAUCAGAAUUUAUUGAUUGAUUAGUGUCUUAUUAUCUGCCAUUCGGGAUUGUUUGUCUUGUUGUUGAACAUGACAUUCGUUGUUUCGAAUGACGUAAAUUGAUAACAUUUUGUUAUUAUGAUGAACACAUUCAAACAAACUUUACGAACGGCCAUCGAUUUGUUUGGUAGUGAUCAGGUGAUUGUGUGAUUCGAAUUGAUUCUAAAUAAUAAUAAAUACAUAUAAUAUACAUAAAUACAACUGUUAUUAAAAUUAAAAUUAUAAUAAAGAGAUAAUCAUCAUCAUGACCAUCGACGAGAACGUAAUCGAAGGGUUGCAAGAUGAUCAAGAUGGCAAACAGAUAAUGCUGUUUGGCACGGACAUAACAAAAAUACCAUGUUUCAAGAAUUCACUCUUAACUGGUAUAUAUGCCGGUUUUGGCUGUGGUAUAGCCUCGUUUCUGGCUACAAGUAGAGUGUUACAAUCGACAAACAUUUCCAUUUUAUCGUUUGUUUUGGUUACCUAUGGCUACUGGUUUAAUUGUCGAAUAAAAUGGGCCAAAGAUAAUUUCAAUUGCCGCCAAGCAGAAGGAACAUUUGCCGAGGAAAUUGAAUCGAUCAAAUCACGCAAGAAAAAGAUGACUGACUGAACAUCUAGAUUGGUUUGUAGAGCAUGGUUGUAACGUAUUUUUUGCGAUAACGAUGUAUGGCACUCAAAACCAUAACUCCAUCCUGUUGAAUGAAUUGAAAUAAUAAAUGUCAUUAUUAUUCAUCACUGUUUACAUGUGGUGUUACCAUA
Messenger RNA from Dermatophagoides farinae (American house dust mite), 823 nucleotides. RefSeq names its product cytochrome c oxidase assembly factor COX20 lethal (3) 87Df (gene l(3)87Df). Lineage: Eukaryota; Metazoa; Arthropoda; Arachnida; Sarcoptiformes; Pyroglyphidae. Gene Ontology annotation, cellular component: mitochondrial inner membrane; mitochondrion. Gene Ontology annotation, biological process: mitochondrial respiratory chain complex IV assembly. The record is from RefSeq and is a predicted model, not a curated record.